This is a messenger RNA of Cucurbita pepo subsp. pepo (vegetable marrow), 1082 nucleotides long. Its product is annotated as 29 kDa ribonucleoprotein A, chloroplastic. Gene Ontology annotation, molecular function: mRNA binding. Gene Ontology annotation, cellular component: chloroplast thylakoid membrane. The record is from RefSeq and is a predicted model, not a curated record. Gene Ontology annotation, biological process: chloroplast rRNA processing. Lineage: Eukaryota; Viridiplantae; Streptophyta; Magnoliopsida; Cucurbitales; Cucurbitaceae.
UCGCUCAUUCAAGCCGUCUCCAACCUUAUCUCAAAAUCUCGGAAGCCAUGUCUGCCUCUGCAACUUCCUUCACGCUCUCGCCCUCAACCCUCAAAACCCUAUCCCUUUCUAACCCUAAAAUCAAACUCUUCCCUCUCAAUCCAUCUUCCAUUCGCCUUCUUUCAAAUCCCAUUUCCGUUUCUUCUCUCGUUCUUCGUUCGAGUAGGGUUUCUCCUCCCUUAUCCUCUCGCUUUGUUAGAAAUGUCGCCGUCUCAUCCGAUUUCGAACAGGAGGAAAGCAUUUUUGAGAGCGAUGGUGAUGAGUCUAGCUACGCUCCUGACCCUAAACUAUUCGUCGGAAAUCUCCCUUUCAGCGUCGACAGUGCUCAACUUGCCGGCUUGUUCGAAAGUGCCGGACAAGUUGAAAUGGUCGAGGUGGUUUACGACAAGAUGACGGGACGAAGCAGGGGGUUUGCUUUUGUCACCAUGUCGAGUGCCGACGAGGCUGAAGCCGCUGCUCAACAAUUUAAUGGCUAUGAACUUGAGGGUAGAUCACUGAGGGUAAAUAAUGGACCCCCUCCACCAAAAAGGGAUGAUUUCUCUUUCAGAGGUUCCAGAAAUUCUUCAAAUUUUGAUAAGCCCAACCGUGUUCAUGUGAGUAACCUUGCUUGGGGCGUUGAUGACCAUGCACUUGAGAACUUUUUUAGGCAACAAGGAGAUGUUGUGGAGGCAAAAGUAGUUUAUGAUCGCGAAAGCGGAAGAUCUAGGGGCUUUGGUUUCGUAACAUUUAAUUCAGCAGAGGAUGUUACCAAUGCCAUUCAGUCAUUGGAUGGAGCUGACUUGAAUGGAAGAUCCGUCCGAGUAUCACCAGCAGAAGCAAGGCCGCCAAGGCGCCAGUUUUGAGUAUCAGCAGCAGAGCUUUUGAGAGGAAAAAAUUAACGUGGUUUUUGGGCUCCUUUAUAUUAACCUUAUUUUUCUCUGCAAUGUUGUCCGAUAGUAGAUGGUGCCAGAUGAUUGGCUGUACCUUCCCUAUGAACGAUGGCAUUUUAUAUUUUUCUGAUUUUGCCACUCUUCAAUUGAGAUUAAAACCUCUAUAGCUUAAAA